UGGCUUGUUUGUUGCCGCAAAUAGUCUCGGAAGGGCAAAAUGCUUUUAUCCAUGGCGCCAAAUAUUUGAGAAUAUCCUCCUAGGGCAUGAAUUAAUGCAUUAUCUCAAAAUCAAAAAGCAUGAAAAGAAAGGGUACAUGGCUCUGAAGGUUGACAUGGAAAAGGCCUAUGAUAGAGUCGAAUGAUCAUUUCUCCUUGUUGUUUUAGAAAACAUGGGUUUAACUCUACCUGGUGUGGGUGUAUUCCUGAAUUCCUUAGAUCCACUUUGUUUUCGGUUCUAAUGAAUGGCACCCCGUCGGGUUAUUUCAUGCCAUCCAGAGGUCUGCGGCAAGGGGAUCCAUUGUCUCCCUUGUUAUUUGUGCCCUGUACGGAGGGGUUUGCUGCUCUUCUUCAGAAGGUUAUCUUGGAACAAAAACUGGAGGGAGUUAAAGUGGCUCCGAGAGCUCCCCGCAUCUCACACCUCUUCUUUGCUGAUGAUUCAUAUUUACUUCUUAGAGGUACUCUCCAGGAAUGUGAGAACCUGCUCGAAGAGCUUAAUGAGUAUGAAGAGCUUAGUGGCCAGAGGGUAAACUUGGCUAAGUCUGCAGUAUGUUUUAGUAAGAACAUAUCCCUGCAAGACCAGGAGUUCUUGGCCCAGAUUUUGGUUUCGCUAUUUAGAAGAGAAGUUGCAGGAGCGCCUUCAGGGGUGGAAACAAAGGAUGAUGUCUUGGGCAGCUAAGGAAACCUUGAUCAAAUCGGUUGCUUUAGCUUUGUUAUUGCAUGUUAUGUCCUGUUUUAAGUUACCACUAUCUCUAUGUCGGCUCUUGGAUAAGCACGUGGCUCGGUUUUGGUGGGGCGUUGAGGAGGGACAGUCAAGGAUUCAGUGGAUAUCCUAGAGUAACAUGUGCAGGAGUAAGCAUGGCGGGGGUAUGGGGUUUCGCCGGUUCGAACACUUUAAUCAAGCUCUCUUAGCUAAACUUAGCUGGCGUAUCCUUAAUGAGCCGACUUCCCUCUUAGCCCAGGUCUAUAAAGAAUGUACUUUCCUAAUGGCUCCUUCCUCUCUGCCACGGCGCGUUCACCCCCAUCUUGGGGCUGCAGAGUGUCCUUUAUGGGAGAUAGUUGAUUGAGGUGGGCUCUCGAUGGCAGAUUGGUAAUGGUCAAACGGCUUCUUUGCUUCAUUCCAGCUGGAUUCCUCGCGUCCACCCUUCUCCCCCAACUUAUAAUCCCCAGGUGUUGCCGGAAGGGAGUGACCCUCCGGUGGCGGAGGUUAUAUAUGCAAGGAAAGGGCAGUGGUGUGAUUCUAAACUUCGACAGUGGUUUGAUCCGUCCAGUUGUCGGGCGAUUAAAGUUAUUCCCCUCCCACGUAAGGAUGUGGCGGAUAGACUUAUCUGGUGUGACACGCUGGACGGGGUAUUCACCGUCAAGUCGGCCUAUCAUCUUGCUAUCUCGUUGGAUAGAAGGAGAGGUCAGUGGAGAUCUAUGGUAAGUUGGAUGGACAGGUCUAGUUGUAUUCGUGUGUGGGAGGCUAAUAUCCCGCCAAAGUUAAAGGUGUUUGUUUGGCAAAUCCUUAAUCGGAUUCUACCUACUACAGAGGCCCUUAUUGAGAAGGGUGUCCCGGUGCUUCCUCGCUGCCCGGUUUGUUGGGAAGAGUCGGAAACAAUGGAGCAUUUGUUUCUUUAUUGCCCGGUGACCAGCGCUCUUUGGGACUAUUUAGGGUUGGAGUAUCUUGGCCAAGGAUUGCCUCGUCACACUUUCCCGCUUUUUUGAAAAGAUUGAUGUCUCUCAUCCAUCAACCAACUCUGUUUAUGGAGGUGGUUGCUGUCCUUUGGAGGAUUUGGCGAUCUCGAAACUGGGUUGUCUUUGAAGGCAAGCAGUUUGGGAUCCCUGCCUUGAUGCGACAACUUCACCAAUAGGUUGAGGAAUGGAUUUGUUUGCCGCUGGACCCUGUACUCCAACCCUUUGCACCUGUGUCACCUCACUUGAGCCCUGGGGGGGGGGGGGGUCUAGUUUGGUGGUGUGCAUGUGGGACGGGGCUACCCGGAGUGGGUCCCAUGCGGAAGGAGGAAUAGUACUACUGACCCCUGCUAGAGAGAUCCUUCGGGUUAAUGGGGUUCAGUUUCCAAGUAUGGAUGACCAUAUGGUGGUUGAAUUGCUUGUUUUGUGAGAGGCUAUUUGUUGGUGUCUAGGUUAGGGCUUCACAGCAGUUACCUUUGAGGGGGAUGUCAAAAGUCAUCAUUGACAAUAUCAAUCAGGCGGACACUAGGGAUAAACGGAUGGGGGUUGUGCUGGAAGAAAUUGUGCUUUCUGUGAACUUUCACUCCGGGUUUAAUGCACGUUUUGUAGGUUGGCGUAACAAUAGGGUAGCCCACUUGGUGGCUAGAAAGGCCCUCUCUUUGUCACCGACUAUGAAUUGUUUAUUUAAUUUCUAACUCCAGAAUGUAACUACCUUUCUUGUGAAUCAAUAUACAAUUAUUUUUUGUAAAAAAAACUUUUUCGUACAUCUUUACUUGUCAAUGUAAAUUCUUACAUUGGGUAGGGAGGUUGAUGCUGGAUUGACUUCAUCUGUGUAUUUGGCAGGCAGGGUCGUUUUCGAGAUCGAGCCAAUAGAUAUGUAUUGGAUUGAUCUGUUGAAUUAUAAAGUAAUUGACAGCUGCUUCCAAUUCCAUGAAAGCAAUGAGGGAAACAACUGUGUUAAUUAAGUUUCCAAUAGUUU
Molecule: messenger RNA, 2691 nt
Organism: Linum trigynum
Lineage: Eukaryota; Viridiplantae; Streptophyta; Magnoliopsida; Malpighiales; Linaceae
Source: the annotation of a GenBank genome assembly